UAUGCUUAAAAACAUAAGAGCAUUUUGUUUCGUUUUUCUAUUGACAUCCUUACGUUCUAGGUGACGGAAGUUUAUCAAACAUGGACGCCCAAGCACAAAGCAUACUGGCGACAAGGAUGUUUAUCAACAUCAGCAUCCUUUCGAUUGCUCUCAAUGCAUCCUUCUUCGGUUACCUAUUGUACAGCAAUCGCCUAUACGAUGUCGGAAAGUGUUGCACAUCUUUCGUUCUAGUCAUUCUUCCUCUCUCGGAGCUACUGAAACAUUUCUACAUAACGCGAACGUUCCUGCCGCACACCGGCGUGAAGUCGACCGCAGCAUCAUCAUCCGGAAGAACUACAUUACCUUCUGGUGCGAAAAAUAACCGAAUACGGGGAAAAGAAUGGUUUGGUUCCAGUGUAUUAUUCAUCCUUACUACACUGUUUUACGCCUUUAUUUGUGUCGUUUUGGGAGCGCCGUUGGAUCAGUACGAAGAAACAUUUUCCCUGGCACUAACACUGACCACGGUGACCAUUUUCCCAAUCAUGCUGUUAUUAGGGCAGUCGCAGACAUACCAGUUGCUUCUUUCUGAGACCCUUGAACUGAAAAACCAUCUCGCUAACAGCUAUUUGAACUUGCUUAAGAAUAAUUGCAUUGGUGUGAUUUUGGGAGCCUGGGGAGCAUCGGUGGUAGCCCCGUUAGACUGGGAUCGACCCUGGCAGGUGUAUCCUAUUCCAAAUGUAGUCGGUUCGAUCGGUGGACUGUUUGGAAUGAACGUGUUUAAUCUGCUGAGUACCGCUUAUAUUAAUAUGUAUCGUAAUCGGCGGACUAAAUCACUGUAGAAGCCGUUUACUGCACAGUAUUAAUUCAAAAAGAUUGCUCACAUUUCUAGUCUUGUAAGCCAAAA
Molecule: messenger RNA, 883 nt
Organism: Anopheles nili
Lineage: Eukaryota; Metazoa; Arthropoda; Insecta; Diptera; Culicidae
Gene: PIG-F
Product: phosphatidylinositol-glycan biosynthesis class F protein
Exons: 1
Coding region: 81-818 (245 amino acids)
Biological process (GO): GPI anchor biosynthetic process
Cellular component (GO): endoplasmic reticulum membrane
Source: RefSeq, a predicted model, not a curated record